Molecule: messenger RNA, 950 nt
Organism: Drosophila ananassae
Lineage: Eukaryota; Metazoa; Arthropoda; Insecta; Diptera; Drosophilidae
Exons: 1
Coding region: 68-721 (217 amino acids)
Biological process (GO): mitochondrial respiratory chain complex IV assembly; mitochondrial respiratory chain complex I assembly
Cellular component (GO): mitochondrial inner membrane
Source: RefSeq, a predicted model, not a curated record
AGCUAUCAAAAUAUUUCAAGGCCUCUAUAACAAAAUUCAAAAAGUUUUUAGAUUUUUAGAGGCCGUUAUGCCCACCCUGAAGCUGCGUAUCGGGCUGCCAUCGAAGCGAGCGCUAGGUAGUAUCUGCAUUUGCGGAGCACUGGCUUCAAUAUCGGGCCUGGCCUACAUGCGCUGGCGCCUGGAAGACCAGGUUCGCCAGACGGAGUACUACCAGCUGGCCAUCCAGCAACUGCGCCAGCAUAGCGGGGCCGUGAGUCUUUUGGGGGAGCCCAUCCGAGAGUCGGGAUUCAAUGUGUCCAACGAGAAGAACCGGGUCGAUGGGGGCAGGGCGCAGCUGCAAGUGACGGUGCAGGGGUCGAAGGACAAGGGCACCGUUUACUUUUGGGCCACCAACUCCCCCAAAAAAGGAUGGCUCAUCGAACGCCUGGAACUCGAGACACAGCAGCACCCAAACACCAGAUUUCUUCUCAAGAAACCCAAAACCUAUACCCAAAACGUAAGCAGUGACGGCAACCCAGAGCCCCAGGAAAGCGAAGAGGCGACGGAGCCGGUACCGCAGGAGAAAAUCGAAGUCCAGGUGGAGCCCGACGCAAGCAGCGAAGAAAAUGCUGACCGUCCGCCACCCAGCAUCCAGAACAAUCCUCCCCAGCAGCUGCGCCAGCAACAGGGCCAGGAACCAGCCCCCUACAUCCAGACAGCUGAGGGCGGCCGUAUGCAGUAGUACGGUUGUCGGGCAUUUGGAAGGCAGACAAUGCUUUAAUCCCAUGCAGACUUUUCGCCCAUAUUUGAAAUAUUAGUUAUUAUUUCCCCAUUCCAAAAUCAUAACCAGUUUUCGUCAAAUUCUGACAAGAAACUUGUGGAUAAGUUGGACUUUCGAUGGCGAAAUCAUAAACUAAAUCACACGUUGUUUAUUAAGAGAAUCAUUAAAUAAAUAUAAUAAUCUAAUUUAA